GGGCGUCAGGGUGCAGCGACAUCGAGGGGACGCUACAUCGACGGUCAGACGACAUCGAAGAUCGAGGUCACGACUUGUUGGAUCCUGGUGGGGGGGGGAUGAAGGGGGUUGCAGGGAGCAGCGGUGUGCGGGGGGUCUGGGGGUGCCCAAUUCAACCCGCUGUCCGAGAACGAGAUGGCGAAGUUGAGGCGAGGGAACAUUGUUUGGAACUACGUCACCGCGGGCCAGUACGUCGGGGACCAGUCGAAGAUGCACGGGGACCGAAAGUUGCGUUGCAACUUAUGCGGCCACCUGUUUCAGGGGGGGUCGUCGAAGGCCACGCGUCAUUUUACGCAGUCGAAGUUCUGCAAGGCUGGGGGGAUGAGAGUUCUCGCGGAACUCUGGAACGGCACGGACUACACAUUUGUGUCGUCCACUGCUCAGCGGGUGCAAAGGUGGAUGGCAGACGAGGGCAUACGGGACACGAGAGCGCCCGCAGGUGGCCAGAGACAGCGUAUGGACGACGCAGAGAGGGACGACAUUCAGGACGCCCUCGAUGAGGAGGAGGGCCGCGAGGGUGGGGCCAGGGAGGGGGCGGUUGCAGACGAGGCAGACGAGGCAGUCGGAGAGCCUAACCUGCCAGGGGAGGAGGUGGUGAUGACGUCGAGAGGCGUCGGUGGAGCGGGUCCUGCUACUAGGGCGCCGCGAGUGGAUCUACGUGAAGAAGUUGCCAUUCAACACCUUCCGAGGUCCGGAGUUCCAGAGGGUGCGGCAGGCAGCAGAGAGAGUGCCUCGCUCUAUCCAGUUCCGGUUUCCCUCCUUCAGGAAUACAGCGGGGGCCGGUAUCCCUUCGCAGAGGGCGAAGGUGGCGACGAUGGUGAGCGAGGUGCGCGCCACUUUCCGGCACAGCGGUUCCACUAUCCUUUCCGACGGGAGGAAGUCAUGCAGCGGCAAGCCGCUCGUGAACUUCCUGGCCGGGGCGCCAAUGGCGCCCUGCUGUACGCCACCGUCGCACGUGAUUGGUCGGUCCGAGACACAGCGGACGUCGUGUACCGUAGGUGGCGGGCCAUCAUCUUGUCCUUUCCUGCAAAGAACGUGAUCGGCUUCUGCACAGACUCCGCCAGUAACUAUACGGCGGCAGCGCGCAGGUUCGCCACAGACCCCGAGCCUGACAUCAGGAGGAUCACUUGGCUCCCCUGCUCCACCCAUGUCUGCAACUUGAUGUUGUCAGAUAUUGGGACGCGAGUGGUGUGGGUCAAGGAGACCGUCAUCCGCGCUCGAGCACUUGUGCGAUUUAUUAAAUCGCACGGCGCUGCUCACGCCCUGUUUAGGAAGGUGAGCCGUCGCGUUCAGCUCGUCGAGCCCGUUGAGACACGGUUUGCAUCGGUUUUCCUGAUGCUGACGUGUCUCAAAGGCCGACAAGACGCUUUGGAGAGCAAGUUGCACGGGGAUGCUUGGGCACACAUCCCAUGGGAUCGCGCCCACGUAUCUCAGGCGCAGUGGGUGCAGCAGCAGAUCCGGGACGGGGAGUUUUGGCAGCGUGUCCAUUACGCCAUCCUAGUCAUGUCGCCCGUCCACCAGCUGUUGUGCAGGAUGGAUAGAGCGUGGUGGUUCGAGCAUGGACGUGCUCACCCGGAGUUGCGCACCAUCGCCAUCCGUGUCAUGCACUUGUGGACGUUUGCCUCUCCAACGGAGAGGAACUGGGCGGAGCACGAGUGCGUCAGCACGGCGAGGCGCUGCAAGCUUGGGUUCGCCAAACUUGCACAGCUGGUUGAGAUUGCCACCAAUCUCAAACUGGCCUCGUGCGCACGGCAGGGUGGUGGCUACGUGUUGCCAUGGGUUAUGGGGAGCGGUCGGGGAGGGACGGCGGCAGAGGAGGAGGAUGAGGAGGGAGAUGUGGAGCCUGAGGUGUGGGGAGCGCGACCUGAUGGCAGUGUUCCCGAGCAGGAGAUCCAGCGGCAGAUUCGCAUGCGGAGGUUCGCGUGGACGACUCAGGGGAGCAGCAGCCAUGGGGAGGUCUUCGGCAGACAGGCAGGCGUUGGGAGAGACUGGACACAUGACGGCGAGGAUCGUUGGGGGGAGAGGACUCCUUCCGACGCCGGUAUCCGCCCCCGCUCGCCGUCGGUGCUCCGCACACAGGACUUUGAGGACAUAGGGCUUGGCGGGAGCUUGGGAGAUUUGAGUGUCGAGGGACGUCGACGUGCCUCACCGCAGGAUGUGCGCACAUACGAGGACGUUGAGCGGGGCCCUGUUGAGACUGAGGAGGAGAGGGAUGCCCGGUUGGACCGAGAGGAGGAGGAGCGGCUGAGGAGUUUGCCACAGUGGGAGGGUCGGUUCGCGUAUCUCGACGAGCAGCGUCGGCAGAGGGCCUUGGAGACAGGAGGGGAGGGGAGCCGUGACGUCGACGACUCGAGUGUCCCUGAGGAGGCGGUUCAGGGGGAGUUCCAUUAUGAGGGGCAGGAUGCCGCCGCGGGUGUCCCUGAGGGGCAGGAUGUUGUCAUGGGCGGUGGGUCCCCUAGUGGGGGCCGUGGCGACAGCGAGACCGCGGGUGAUGAGGGACAAGAUGGGGAUACCGCGGGUGUCGGUGGAGACGAUGGACCGGACGGCGACGAUGACGACGACCACGGUCCGGAGGACGAUCCUUAUAGGCUCGCCUUGGUGUUGAGGGACCCCACAGUGCCUCCCAUGCGCCCUGACAGCACAACGCACACUUUCUUCGACGACGACGCUUUGGCACAUGCGUUGACGGAUGACCCUUUCGCACACCUGAGCUGCAAGAGCGGCAAGCAGCGGGCCCUUGGGAGGGUAUAUUCACCGCCGCCGUUCACAGUGCAGAGCCCUCACUGGUCGGGUUCCUCGCUCAUCGGCGUUAGAGGGAGGGAGUCCGGUGCGGGUGAGGUGGGGUCCGGCAGACGCAGCGACGGUGGCAGAGAUAGUGCAGGAUCGAUGCCUCCACCGCCCGCACGGACUCCGGAGGGCAGGGUCGACACCGGGGACCGGACGGUGGCACCCGGAGUUGCGCACAAUGGCGGUUCCCAGCCGCCAGUCCGAGGAGGUGUGGGUGGCGGAUGAUGCGACAUAGGGAUGAUGUGCUAAUGAAUGUGUUCUUACAUAAAUGAUGUGUUAAUGAAUGUCCAUCAGUCUC
This is a messenger RNA of Chara braunii, 3124 nucleotides long. The record is from the annotation of a GenBank genome assembly. NCBI's taxonomy places the organism in Eukaryota, Viridiplantae, Streptophyta, Charophyceae, Charales, Characeae.